Messenger RNA from Truncatella angustata, 2224 nucleotides. RefSeq names its product protein tyrosine phosphatase. Bases 162 to 2156 code for a protein of 664 amino acids. The transcript has 4 exons. Gene Ontology annotation, molecular function: alkaline phosphatase activity. Gene Ontology annotation, biological process: dephosphorylation. The record is from RefSeq and is a predicted model, not a curated record. Lineage: Eukaryota; Fungi; Ascomycota; Sordariomycetes; Amphisphaeriales; Sporocadaceae.
UUUCACAUCGUACUGCAUGUAGAUCUCCCCCUUGCUAUAUAAUGAGCACACUGACCUGCAUAAAAAACCGAACCUGCCCUCAAGGUCCUUUCUCUUCGUCCAGCUCGAUCUAUCUCUGAUCUUACGACCAAUUGGAGCUCAAUUGGUCAUAUAUAGUCAAGAUGUUCAGCCGACUAGCCUCAGCUGCCGUGCUAGCAGCUUCACUAAGUGCUGUUUCGGCUCAGUACUACCAACGCCUCGGUACCUGCCCCACGCUUGGCUGCGUGCUCCCUCCCGACCAGCAGGAUUUUCUUCCCGGCCAGUAUUUCGACCUGCGUCUCGAGGUUCACGCCCCUGUCAAUGGCUCUGAAGCAUUCAACGGUGGCGUGCCCGAUGAAGAGUUCACCGUAAGCAUCACGAAGGAGGGCGGCGAGGCGAAGAGCAUCACCGAGUUCUUCAGCGUUGAGGAACCCAAGAUCGAGAAGUGGACCUUCAAGUGGUUUGAGGACUUGUACGCAGAGGACCUCAAGACUCCCUCCGUCGUGAAUGUCGCAUCCAAGAUCUACAGACGAUUGGCCUUGUACGAGCCUGGUACUUACACGGUUACCCUGCACUACUAUGGCGGCGAGACUACUACUGCUGAAUGGGUGGUCCGCCCACUGGCGACAUCAAAGAAGGCCAAGAACGUCAUUCUAUUUAUCGGUGAUGGCAUGACGACGAAUAUGAUCACUGCCGCUCGUCUGCUAGGCCACAAGAGCAUCAAUGGAAAAUACCAGUCGACCCUGCAGUUGGACAAGUUUCCCGUCGUUGGUCACCAGAUGACUCACUCUAUUGACAGUUUCAUUACUGACAGUGCUAACUCCGCCUCGGCUCUCUACUCUGGUCACAAGUCUACAGUCAAUGCUAUGGGUGUCUACGCGGACUCCUCGCCUGACUUGUAUGAUGAUCCCAAAGUUGAGACCAUCAUCGAGCUUCUGAAGCGAAUUUGGGGAUCCUCUUGGGGCGCUGUCUCAACCGCCUUCCUGGCUGAUGCUACGCCGAUCGCCCUCACUGCUCACACCCGUUCCCGAUAUGCCUACGGUCCCUUGAUCGACCAGGCUCUCAACUCGGUGACCAACUAUACAUGGACUGACCACGGCGGUCCGGACGUCUACUUCGGAGGUGGCGCUGAGCAGUUCCUUCCCGGCUCUGGAUCUUACCAGGGCAAGGAUUAUUACGCCGCUUUCGCCGAGGCCAACUACACAAUUGCCCAGAACAAGACCAGUCUCGCCAGCCUGUCCAACACUGAAAAGGCUCUCGGUGUCUUCUGUAAAUCCAACCUGCCAGUCUGGCUGGACCGCAACGUCCUGACAGACAACCUUAAGAGCUUUAGCAACGACCCGAAUGGUGCAAAGGCCCCCGCCCUGGACCUUCCAGGCCUGAAGGAGAUGACUCUCAAGGCUAUUGACAUUCUACACGAGCGUAGCGGCGACAAGGGGUUCUUCCUCAUGUCCGAGGCUGCUUCCAUUGACAAGCAGAUGCACACAUUGGAUUACGACCGUGCUCUUGGUGAUCUGCUUGAGCUUGACGACACGGUCCGUGCCACAGUUGACCACCUGAGGGAGAUUGGCGAGCUCGAGAGCACUCUCAUCAUUGUCACUGCCGAUCACGGUCACGGUUUCGAUGUCUUCGGUGGCGUAGACACCAAGUACCUAUCCGAGCAGGACACGGCCCGCGAGAAGCGCCGCGCCGUCGGUGUCUACCAGAACUCGGGCUUGUCUCAGUACACCGUCGAGAAGCCCGGCAUCAGCUACAACACGGGCCCCAAUUUCCCCGUCAACUGGGACCCCAGAUACGCCAUCGCCGCCGGUUUCGGUGCGAACCCUGACCACCGCGAGAACUACCGUGUCAGCAACUCUACUCCUCGCACGCCGGCGACGAACGUCACUGGUUUCGCAUCCAACGACUACUUCGUCAACCCCAAGGACAACCCCGACGGCUUCGUCGUCAACGGUACUCUGCCUACCAACGAGGCCCAGGGUGUGCACUCACUGACCGACGUCGCGCUCUUCGCCAUGGGUCCUUGCCAGGAGACUUUCGGCGGCGUGUAUGGUAACAUCGACAUAUUCUACAAGAUGGCCAACUGCCUGGGUCUUGCGCGGCCGGACGCUAACGAGGGUGGAUCUUGCCAGAAAUAGACCACGGAGGCGACGAAACGACAAGUAACGGGUUUAAUAGAAAUUAUAUGUACAUACUUAAUACCACA